This is a messenger RNA of Lonchura striata (white-rumped munia), 626 nucleotides long. It is a transcript of the gene RNF24, whose product is annotated as ring finger protein 24. Gene Ontology annotation, biological process: proteasome-mediated ubiquitin-dependent protein catabolic process. Gene Ontology annotation, cellular component: endomembrane system. NCBI's taxonomy places the organism in Eukaryota, Metazoa, Chordata, Aves, Passeriformes, Estrildidae. Gene Ontology annotation, molecular function: ubiquitin protein ligase activity; zinc ion binding. The record is from RefSeq and is a predicted model, not a curated record.
AUGAGAGCCUACCCAUGAGCUCAGACUUCCAGCAUUACAGUUUCAGGAUGCCGAACAUCGGGUUCCAGAACCUUCCUCUCAACAUAUACAUCGUGGUUUUCGGCACAGCCAUCUUCGUCUUCAUCCUCAGUUUGCUCUUCUGUUGCUACUUGAUCAGGCUCAGGCAUCAGGCACACAAAGAGCUUUACGCCUACAAACAGGUCAUACUCAAGGAGAAGGUGAAGGAGCUGAACCUCCAUGAGAUCUGUGCCGUGUGCCUGGAGGAGUUCAAGCCCAAGGACGAGCUGGGCAUCUGUCCCUGCAAACAUGCUUUCCACAGGAAGUGCCUCAUCAAGUGGCUGGAGGUGCGGAAGGUGUGUCCCCUGUGCAACAUGCCGGUGCUGCAGCUGGCGCAGCUGCACGGGAAGCCGGACCCGGGCCCGCCGCAGGGGCCGCUGCCCGGCUCCCAGAACAUCGUAUAGUCCCGCCCGGGCCGCGCCCGGCCCGCGCCCGCCCGCGGCGCUCGGACUCCGCCAAAGCACUUCGGCCGCAGCUGCGCAGCCCCGAAUCCCGCCGGGAUGAAGGCUGGGAUCCUCCGCCAGAGCCAAGAGGGGACUCGGCGUCCUCGGCACGACAUCCUUCUUCCA